AUGGCUUCUCCCAACGCAACCAUCGGCGCAACACUCUCCUCGGCUAUAUGGACGCUCUGGAGCACACCCAUGGUACCCCCCGAGCAGAAACACAUCAGCAACGCUGUGCCCUUGAAGGACAUGUCCCAGAGACAACAGUCUCAUUCUCGAGCUAGCUCGGUCUCCAGCGUGGUUAGCGCCGCCUCGAGCACAUCCGGCGCUGGCGCCACAUAUCCUCCAUCUGUUCCUCGUGCCGCAUAA
Dichomitus squalens LYAD-421 SS1 is the source of this 240-nucleotide messenger RNA. RefSeq lists its product as uncharacterized. Lineage: Eukaryota; Fungi; Basidiomycota; Agaricomycetes; Polyporales; Polyporaceae. The record is from RefSeq and is a predicted model, not a curated record. The transcript has 2 exons. The coding region runs from base 1 to 240 and encodes 79 amino acids.